CGUGGCGCCUGUUCGCAGAGGUGCGCGUUUAUUGCUGGGCGUUAUAAUUAUUCAUCUAAUAUAUAUAUACAUAGCAGUCGUAAUAUAUAAUUUUUGUAUUGAUCGUUAUUAUCACCGUUUUAUUCCCUUCCCUCCCACCCCCCAACGAGUGUCUUGUUGUUGCUUUAUUGUUUUUUUUUCUGUUUUCUGUUACCGUUUGAAAAUCUAUCGAAGAAAAUACCUACACUUGUAUAUAUAUAGGUACCUAUACAAUUUGUAUAUAUAUAUAUAUAUAUAUAUGUGUAUAUAUUAAAAUUGUUUUAAAUUGUUUUCUAUAGUCGGUAAAAAUGGCGAAAAACGUUUAUUUACCGUCACACGCGACGUCCAAAUCCGCCUACAUCCAAUCCAUGGAACAAUACUACGAAAUGCACAAAACGUCGGUGGAAUCGCCCGCAAAAUUUUGGUCGGAAAUCGCGGCACAGUUUCACUGGGAAACUCCGUACGACGUGAACAAUUUUUAUUCGUACAACUUCGACGUGACCGCCGGGCCCGUGAAAGUCAAAUGGAUGGAAGGCGCCACCACGAACGUGUGCUACAAUUUACUGGAUAAGAAUGUGCGCAACGGGAUGGCCGAUAAAGUCGCUUUUUACUGGUACGUAAUUUGAUUGCAUUACGUACACAAUCGUGAUGAUCCGAGUUUUCGAUCCCUAUCAGAGCCGUGUUAAGCUAUUCGUCGUGCAGGAACAUCAAUUUUUAAAUGUCUCCUCUCAAGAUCUUACCUGCGGAUGGUUCGGGGGAGGGGUGGUGGUGGUAAUUUGUUAUUUUUUUCACGAUUUUAUUAAACUCAAAUUGAAAAUGUCAACUUUUUACCUCCAUCAAAUAAUAUUCUUCCUUAUUUCCUCAUUCCUGGAUUUUUUUUCCAGGUACACAUUUAUUGUUUCGCCACAAGGUUAUACUUACGCUCUUUUAAUCACCAAGCAAUGUAUUCAGUAUUGCUUUCAUCGAAGCGUUUGAAAUAACACAAACAACGAUAAUAGACAAAAAUGAUAUUGACAAUUUUAUUUGGAGUUACAUAUUAAGAGCCGGGCGCCCCACAUCUAAUUUUAAAAAGGUUUGGUGUCCCGGGGUAAAUACCCUCAUUACUCCACCUUUAACACGGCCCUGAUCCUGUUUGUUAUACGAUAAAGAUAAAGACAUCGACAAAUCUGUAAUAAUAUUUUACACGCACAAAUGAUUAGGUACCCAGCUAAUAUUACAAUAAUAAUAUGAUAUGAUAAUAUGAAUAUAAUAAUAUUAUGAUGGUCGUACAUUUGGCGGUGCGUAUAUACCUACAUAAAACCUGUAGGUAUAUAUUACUAUAAUCCUGGACAACGUCCUAUAUAAAUAUUGUCAAUGCGAUUGACUUCAUAAAUAUUAAUGAGUACUAACUAUGAUAUUACAAACUAAGGUGGUAAAUUUGAAUAGGUAAUAGAUAAAAUCGCUUGACUACUAUACACUUGGCGCAAUAAUAAUAAUAAUAAUAAUACUAAUAAUAAAAACCUUAACUCGUGUAUUUUUUGACCGUAAUAUAUCUAUAAUAAUUUCACCGGAGUACUUUCUGUUAUACUUGUCAGUAUGGCAAGCAAUUUUAAACCUUUAAUACAUCAUUCGUAAAGAAAUGACUAGGUACCUAUGUAUAUUUCCCGUAAUCAGUUGGUUAUUAAAAUCGGUUAAAAUUUUAAAUUUAUUAUUAAUAAAUAAUAUGCACAGAAUAUCUGACGAAAUAGGGGCCUACCAACUUAACAACAACUGUUUAAAUAUUGAUAAUUAUUUAUCAUUAAUCUUAAACUUAAAUUUACAUAAUUAAAUAUUAUAAAAUUGUAGUUAUAUUGAAUUUUAGAUACAAGCUAGUAUAGGUGCAUGCGAUAUAUUAAAUUACAAUUAAUUUGUUAAUUAGUUAUUGUUUACGUUCUUUACAAAAUCACGGGCACCUAUUGAAAUGUAUAGUGUUUUAAUGAAAAUUAAAUACAUUUUAAAUUGUGUACUCCAAAAUACCAAAAUCAUUACUAUGUAAUAUAGUAACCUUUCACGAAAGAACAUGUGUGCAAACACAUCCCGGUAAACCUCCACCUAAACAAAAUAUCAUAAAAGAGUGGCGGAAGAUAUUAUACUAAAGUAAUUGUACUUAUAAUUAUAAAAAUUAUAAAAAAAAAGAGUAAUUGUUUACUAAAAAAUGCAAAUUUUAACUGUAUACUUUGUCUAGUAAUAACUCGUUUUGAAUAAGUUCGUCCAAUGGAAAAUAUGGAUUUUUUUAUUUUAUUAUUAUUGGCAAAAUUAUACUUAGAUAGGGUAUAAUUUACCCAACGUUUAAAAUAAAGUAAUAACCUACUCCGAAAUGGUCAGUUUUAACGUGAAAAAAAAAUAUGUUAUUAAAGUUUGACGUUUUUCGUAUCGAAUUAGUUUAGUAUUUAGUUAGAGUAGUAGCGUUUAUAAUAUUUAAAACUCAAUACUACUAAAUCCAUCGAAAUAUUAUAAUCAAUAUUCUUAAUUUCGAGUUAUAACUCAUGAGUUUUAACUAUUAUAGUAAUACGAUGAUUUAUAUUACUUCCCGUUUUGGAAAACCAGUUUCAAGACAGGUAGUAAAAAUGUUCAAACAAUUAAAUGUACUAGAUUCAUCAUCAAAAUUAAAAAUUCAGGUAGUUAUGUAACCCACAUUUGUGCGAAUUGUAAUAUCAUGGAAACAUAUAAAGAAUAGACUAAUUUAAGUGUUGAGCUUUACUCCGCAUUGAUUUUCAAACGAGAUAAUUAUGGCGGUACAAUUUGAAACGGUUUUAAAUUAUGCGUAAGAAGACGAGUGUUCAACAUCGAAAUCACGGUUCGGUGUUCAUAAUUUUUUAUCCAAAUACAUCUAUAAUUACGUAAUUUAUUAUUUAUGAAUCAAAAUCCUGCAGUGGGAAAAUCAAUUUAAACUUUUAAUUCGUUCUUUGAUUCAACUAUAUUAAAAAUGAUAACUUAUGAAUUAAAGGUUAAUUACGUGAGCUCAUAACCUAAAUACAGUUAUAUUUUAAAUUAUUACCUAUAAUUAAGAGUGGUCGGUCAUUGUUUUAAUCACACGCUACUUAAAAUUUGUUUAAAAAGAAGAAACAAAAUAUAUUAUACAUAGGUAAAUAAACCAUGCAAACAUGUUAUUAAAAUAAAUAUAGAGUGAUAAUUUGUCUUAAAAAUUAAAAUUGACUACUAGCUAGCGUGUAUAUUGUGGAUAAAUAAUCACUACCUAUAUUGUUAGAUACAGUAUGGCAAUAUAACAUAUAAGUCAUAUAGGUAAUAAAAAUAUAUAAUUAUUAUAAUAAUAUGGUUUCCGAGAUAGUACACUUAAAUUUGUCUUAGUUUAAUUAUUUCCCUAGAAAGAUAACAUUGUUACGUUCAGCAUAUUACAGACUUAAUUAUAAUAUCAUACAGUCCGUGGAGCACAUAUGAUUCUUGUAUAUUUAUAAUUUUCACGUAAAUAUUAUGUAUCACUAGCUGUAAUAAUAUAUCUAUAUAUUAGGAUAUAUUUAAUCAAAUGAUUUAUCACAUUAUGUCAAUUAAAAAAUAUAUAUUUUUAAAAUUAGUGGAUGAAAAAAAAUCAUAUUAAACGAAGAUUUAAUGUGCAAAUGAAAAAUACGAUUUUCUUGUUGGUAUAGUCAGUGCUUGAAUUUAAGGGGGGAGGGAGACACAAGGGAACGGAUUAUCGAAAUUAAUUUUCAAACAUUUUAGCGUACAUCUAUUUAAUUCCUAAAAAGCUCGAAAAUUUCAAAUAGCUAUAAAUAACGGAAAAAUUGUCAGAAUUAUUUGCCUGUAGCAACUUUGUUUACAUAAGUAUUCGGUAAAAAUUCUAGCCUCUAAAAUUUUUUCUAAAUAUAUAAAAUCGAAUGUAAUAGAAACCGUUUCUGUGUAAAUAUUAAAGCUUUCUUGAUGUUGUUGGUUUUUCUUAUAGUUAAGACUUCAGAAUACUACAAGGAAAAUAAAAAAAAAUACCUCCUUAUUGUGAGAAUAUUUUCUAUUAGAAACAAUCACUUCUAAAAUUGAUCAUCGGAGCAAAAUUUAUGGUAGAAAACUUGUUCACAUAAUACAAAAAAUAAUAAUAAAAAGAUUAACUUACUUCGUACGGUACUGUUUUGGGUGAGUAGUUGGGUAAAUAGUAUAUAGUGGAGAAUUUAAUGUAUAUUUAUGUGCAACGAUUAAUCUUUGCUAACGAAAACGAUUCUGAGCGAAGUUCGGUUUUACAUGUUUUGAAAGGCCGUAAUAUUUACGAUUUUCAUCUAAAUUUUAUAUUAAAAUACUUAAAAGUAUUACAUUAUAUUUAAUUUAUUUUUUGGCCACAAGUACAAAUUAUAAUGAACCUCCUGUUAAAUGUUCAAGCAUUUCAAUUUGGUCUAACAUUUUUAUCCAAAGAAGUACUUAAAAUACCAAAGAAUACAAAUUACGUAAAAAGCUCGAAAAAUUUAAAUGUCUAUAAAUAGCUCAAAAAGGGUUAAAAUAUUUUGAAAAUUUAACCACGCGUUAAGAAAACGCUAUUAUAAGUUUCCUGUCCAAAUUUCAAAUCUUAACUAAUAUUUUUAACUGAAUCACUCAAAAAAAAAAAAAAAAAAAAUUGAAAAUAAUAUAUUUCGUAAAUGUUCCAGUUUUCCCUACGUUUUUUUUCAGUUUUCCUAAUUAUUAUGAAAAUCAUUUAGAAAAUCAAUAAAUGACCUCCCUAAAGUACCACCCAGAUAAAAUUUAAAGUUAUCACAAAAAAAUAAAAAAAUAAAAUAAACAUCAUUAUAAAACCAUUACAUUUCUCGCUCUGCUCAGAAUCUAUGGCACAUUAUAGUAAAAUCUAAAAUAAAUAUAUAUUAUCAAAGAAAAAUACAGAAGAGACAUUCGAUCAGCUAAUUGAUUUUUGUUUACCUAUGAUCUUAAGUAUGAAACUAAGGAAACGUUUUCGUUAACCAACCUGAUAUACGAUAAACAUUUCUGGUCCGUUAGUAUAUCUAUUUUUUUAGAUUUCUAUUGUUCGCUUAUCAAGUUUGUGUGGUUUGAGUGAUUUCGGAGACUCAAGGUCAACAUUGUUUUUUAACACGUGGCUAAGGUUUAAUAUUAUAGCCCAUGUAAGCAAACAUUUAGCCGACAGUAAUGUGAUUAGUCGUUGUUUGAUUUUUCAAAAUUAUUAACCACUGAAUUAUUAUGUAUAUAAAUUGGUGUGGGGAACAAAGCCCCUUUAGCCUGGUCAAACAAUUAUCACGUAAUAAUCACGUAAAUCGAAAAAUAGAACGCGAAAUGAUUUAAUUUUUAACACUUCCAUUUUAAAUUGAACUUAAACGUUUACUUAACAAUCUUUCGGGUUAAAACAUUGUUUGACUCCUAAGGAAAACUUUUGUUGUACCACGUGUACAAUUUUCAAGCAUUUUUGAUCGGACAAAAUGUUAGAAUGUGUUUAAAAUUGUAUCAUGUCUUAAAGAAAGUCUUAAUACAAUUAUUCGGCGAAAGUUUCAGAUGUCUAAGAUUAUUUUAAAAUCAUCCCCCCACCUCAUGCGUCAUCUGGUACUGAAUUCGACUUUUUCGUUAUCCUAAUUUUAACAAAUACAAAUUUUUUUUUUUAACUUUAUAUCAUUACAAUGUGCAAUACCUAUUCUACAUUGGAUUUUUCUAGACCGAAUUUAAAUAUUUGUAUUUUACUAGUUAUCGGCUAAUAAUCACGAUAUGUUAUAGUGUUUAAAUAUGUUUUUCAAAUAUCUUAUCUAAAUAUUAUUAUUACCUUUAAAUGUCAUUAUAGGUCAAUUAUUUUUUUCAAGUUGUAUACCUAUUAUACUUAAUGUUUUAAGUAGGUAUAUCUAAAGUUUUAAUUACUGAUGGUUUGCUGUUAAUCUGCUUGUAAAUAUUUAGAUGACAUAUAAUAUUAGAUAGAUUAUAAUAUUAAUACAACAUUGUAUUAUACAUCUCUGUGGAGUGUGGAUAACUAAUCACUAAUCAGUAUAAUCACCGAUCUAUUUAUAUUAUGUAAAGGUAAAGUCAAUGACGUAUAAUAUUCUUCUUUUCUAACCGAUGUUAGUUUUUUUACAGUCGUGUACCUAUCAGUCAAUUUGUAACGAAACAGAUGUUUUUACAUUACAUAAAUACAUUAUUUAUAAAUCAAACAGAAAAAUAUUUAUUUUUUUAAAUUAUUAAGUUUUUGAAACACCAUAAUAUAAUGUAUAGGCGCCUCAUAAUACAUCUAUACAAAUAUAAAAUAGCUUUUAAAAUAUAUUUACAUCAAAUAUUACUUAAAAACCUACGUAAUGAGUUCCAAUUACUAUUUUUAAUUUCAAAUUAGUAUUUUAUUGGUUUAAAUAAUAUAACAUUAAUUUUAGAAUAUGAAAAACAAAAAAGUUAGUUAGUUUAUUAGUUUUGUUAGAAAUAUGAUGACAGAGAAAUUAACACAGAUGAAAAACCUUAAAAAUCCCAACAGUAAAUUAAAUUUUGUUGGAUUACUGAUUGGAUUUGUUGAGAUUCGAAUACUAUAAUACUAAUAUAGUUGUAUAUAUAGACAGUCGUGUUAAAAAUAAUUUUCAAAUGUAUUCAGAAUAAUAAGUUUUUAAAUAUUCCUAUGAAUCGUAUUUGAAUAUUUUAUGUUAAAAGUAUUUGAAUAUAAACACAAAUAUUUCGUAAAAACAUUCAAGAUACAAUUUUUUUUAGUACAUUUGAUAUUUGUUGAACGAUUUCUACAUUCAACAAAUUACAAAUCAUAAACACUUUAACUUAUAAAUGGAUAAUUAAUUUAAUUAGGUUCAAUAUUUUCAGAUGUUCCAUAUUCGUACCGUCUACAUUAUUUAAUUAUAUAAGUAAAUGAACUUAUUAGGUUGACAUUAGCUAGGUGUGAGAGAUUACAUUAGUAUAGGUAUUGACUAAUGAGUUAUUGAGUAAUGACAAUAAAUUUCGAAGAAAUCUUAUUACAAAUUCUUAGAACCAUCAAAAAUAUAAAAUGAUAAAAUACGAAAAUAUUGACAUAUAUUUAAUGGAAAUAUGUAUAAAAGUAUUUUAUGUAUGGUCAUUUUUAUGGAUUAAAAAAACACAAAAAAUGUAUUUAAAAUAGAUACAACUGAUAAAAAGUAUUUCUUAAGUAUUUAAAUACAAGUAUUCGAAUACUUAACUAACAAGACAAGAUACGUCUGUUUAGCUAUUCUAUACCUACUACUUAACUAUAUUUUAUAAUAGUAAAAACAACUAUUUGUUUUUUUUUCAAUAAUUUAUCAUAUUAUUAUAUUAUAAUCAUUAAAACUUCUCAAAACUAGUGUAAGGACUAAUUUUGUUGACUUUACAUUGACCUGCCUACUUUUAUAUAUUUUUAUUCUCGCCGCUUUAAUUUCGUAAAUAACUAAUAUAAUAAUCCUCAUUUACCUCCUAUUGAAAUAUUCGUAAAUACAGUUCUGACGAUAAUCAUCGUUAAGGUGAUAAAAUAAUUAAAACAAAUCUACAAAUCUAUUAAUUUGAAACAAAAUUAUUUUAAUAUAAUCGUUACUUUUCUUCCAUUAAUUUCUAAAAAUUUGCUCGUAGAUACGUUUUGUAUAAUGUACAUAGGGGAAUGGGAAGUGUAUUAUAUUCCAAAUUUUUGUGACUGAUAGGUAAUUAUUUUGAAUAAUACAAACUAGCUGUAUAACGUGCAGUGUAACAAUUUCUAUUUUAAUUUUAUUGGUUCAACGUUCAAGAAAUACUUCUCAUACCUUUUGUACAGCAUACCUACUGAAAUUAUUUUAAAUGUGUUUUUAACCAACUGCAUAAUAUAGACGAAAAUAUAUUUUCUUUUCUCUAAUGUAGGCAAUAUAUUAUUUAUGUUGCAUUGAUAUCUCAAUAAUAUCUUCCGUAAUAAAACAAUAUUUUAUACAAAAAUACAAUAAUAAAUAAUAACUUGACACUUGUAUAUUAAUAACAUAGGCAGGUUGUAGUCUUAUAGGUACAUAUACCUACUAGUUUUUAUACUAUUGACUAUUAUUGACUGUUGUCAUAUUACUGUAAAUAAUAAUAGUUUAUAUCAAUCGCAACUACCCAUUACAAUAAUUGAUUUUCGUUUAUAUUUUAAAGUAAAACAUUUGUAUUAUUAUUAGUAAUUUGAAAUAAUUGAGUGUUUUUAGUUUUUAUUUAAAUUAAAUUGUUUUGGCAUUAUAUACAAACUGUUGUCACGAUUUUUUAAUAUAAUCAUUUCAAGUAAAAAUUUUGAUGAAUAUCAUUAAAAUUGUUGAUGAAAAAGUUGUUCACAGAUAAAAAAAAAAUAUCAUAAUAAAAUAAACAUCGUAAACAUGUUAAACCAAUAAUUCCUCUCUCUGUUCAGAAUCUAAAAAAAGGAAAAUUGUGAUUUAUUUUCUAAUAACUGAUUAAUUAUUUUCAAACGGUUAAACGUGUUUGACCGAACUUGGUUUAAAAUCGUUUUUCGUUUACAAUGAUUUAAUGUUGCGUACAGAUAUAAAGAUAAAUAAUAAUACAUAUAAAUUACAUUAAUUACCCUAUAUACUUUACUUGCUUACUGCAACAUUGGCAUAUUCACGGUCAGUGUUAAAUCCAGGUAUAUGACAGGGGGGCGAUAGCCCUCCUUGAAAUUUUGUUUGCUUCUAUAAUGUUUCUUUUUUUUUUUCAUAUUGUGUAUUGUGUACAAAAUUUCUCCUAGAAAUUUUGCUCCAAUGAAAACAUGACAAGAAACCUUUUUUCGUUGUCUUUUGGCUCUAGUUGGUACUUUAGAAUGGUAACUGGUUUCUUUAGAUUAAAAAUAAGGUUGUCAUUGGUAACCGUUUUAAAUAAUAAUUUUGUUAAUAUUAAAUUUUUAUUAUUUUAAACUUUUUCAAACAAUCAUUGUCGUUAAAACGCACAUUGUUGAAAAAACAAUAUACCAUUGAUCAAGUUCUGCUCAGAAUCUUUUUUCGUUAGCAAUGAUUAGUUGUUGCUUACAGAUAUAAAUUAAAUUCCCUAUAUAUCCCAUAACUUCCCAACUCCUCACCUACAACAGUAGUGCGAAGUAUGUCCGUUCGUUUGUUUUAUUUAUAAUUAUGAUGUAGGUAACUAAAUUUUACAAAUUCGAUUUUAUAAGUUAAAACUUGUUCUGCAGAAAAUGCAAAAAUAUAUUUUGUUUGAUAUUUGUUUUGUGAUAAUAGAGUCGAUUGAAUUUAAUUAGAUCAUAGAAAUGUUUGUCUUCUAAGCAUUAUUCAGCCAAUUUUAGUUUUACGACUUAUAAUAGGUAGGUUUUUAUUAGUUUAAUAGUAGAUAAAUAAAAAAUAAUAAUAAAAAUGUUAAAAUCAAUAUUUAUAUAAAAACAAAACCAAAUUAUUCAUUAUAAAUUUGAAACAGCCAAAUUAUAUAACUUGUUAGUUAUAGGAGCAGAACUGUUUUACUAUUUAAAAUCAGACUCCACCUCAUUAACGUAAAAUGGUAAAAUAAUAUUACAAUAUAUUAUGCUUAUCGAAUAAAAUAAAUACACAAAAUAAAGUAUAAUGAUUUCUAAAAGGUAAUAUAAUAUUAACUAUGAUAAAUUACAACUAUCGAUUUUUUUUUUAUAAAUAUACUUUAUUUUAAAGUAGAAAUUUCACUAUUUGUAUGUUUAAUCUAUAUAAAAUGUGAUAAAUACUUACCGUUUAAAAAAAAAAAAUUUAAUGGAUAUGUUUAUUAUGCAUAAUUUUAAAAACUAUAAAAGGUGGACAAUGUCGUUCUUUGGGUGGGCUACUGCUGUAGAUGAGAAGUUGGGAAAGAAAAAUAUAGAAGGAAAUUUAAUGUACAUAUGUACGCAACGAUUAAUAUUUGCUAAUGAAAAACGAUUCUGAGUGGUGUUUGGUUAUACAUGUUUAUAUUUUGAAAGGCCGUAAUAUUUACGAUUUUCGUCAAAAUUUGGUAUACAAAUCUUAUAAAAAGAGAAUACUACAUUAAAUUCAACAUUUUCUUGUUGACUACAAAAUACAACUUAUAAUAAACCUUUAUUAAAGUAUCAAGCAUUUUUCUUUGGUCUGAAAAUUUUAUCCACAGAGUACCUACCGAAUAAAUAUUACCUAAAAAAAACUCGUAAAAUUAAAAUGUCUCAAAUGUUUUUAAAAGGCAAAUAUAAGUUCCUAUGAAUAUUUUUACUGAAUUACAACAAAAAAGCAAAAUUUAAAAUAAGAGUUAGAAGCGUUAUAUUCGUAAAUUGUCCCACUUUUUACCAUUUAUUAUGAUAUCCCUUCGGAAAAUCAAAAAAUGACUUCUCAAAAGUCCCACCCCAGGAAAAUCCCCUUUCAGAAAAGGUGUUUUAGUUGAUUCUCCGGAACAAGAUUUCUGGUAGAAUUUUUUGUACACAACAUAAAAAAAAAAUAUACAUCAUUGUAAAACCAAUACAUUUCUCGCUCCACUCAGAAUCUAAUAUUAACAAAUUUGAUCUAAUUGACGUAUUGUGUGUGUAUUCAUUUUUUGAUAUUUCAUGUGGUUUUCAUAAUAAUUAGGAAAACCGUAAAUAUAAAAUGAAUUAAUUUGCAGCGUUAAGGAUUUCAUUAUUUAAAUUUGCUUAGGUAUCUUCCAAUGUUGAUUUAUUUGAAUGAAUAUAGGUACCCGCGACCUACUUAGGUAUACAUUAAAUAAUACAACAGAAAUUAGUUAAUUGUGAUGCAUACCUAAAAAAAGUCUUGGGUAUACGCUAACUAUAAACAAAAGGUGUGGUUGGGAUCAUUUCUCCCCGAUCCACCAUCCCUCACCAAAAAUUUUUUUUUAGAUUUUGAGCUUAGCGAAGGAUCUAUUGGUUUUACUAUAAUGAUGUGUGUAUGAUUUUUUUUAAAAAAUGUUUUUGUAGUUUUAUUAAUAAUAGAGCCUAACCGAACAAAAACGUAGAAACAACGGGACAUUUUACGAAAAUAAUGCUUUUAUUAUUUUAAAUUUAAUUUUUUCUUUGUAAUUAAGGUUAAAAUAUUCGUAGAAACUUAAAAUGUGGACAGAAAUACUAUAUUUACUUUUUCUAGAAAUGGUAAAACUUUUCGAACAUUUGAGUAAUUGUUGAGCUAUUUAAUUUAAUUUUAAUUUUGCGAGUUUUUACGUAAUUUUUAUUUGGUAGGUAGAUAAAUUUUUAGACUUAACAGAAAUGCUUUAAAAUUUGAUAGAAGGUGAAUUAUAAGUUGUACUUAGUUACCAAAACAAAAAUUUAGUUUAAUGUAGUAUUUUUUUAAAAUUUGUAAAAGUGUUUUAAAUUCAAAUUUUGACCAAAAUCGUAAAUAUUAUACAGUCUCAAAAUAUGUGCAACCGAACUUCGCUCCAAAUCGUCUUUCGUUAUCAAUGCUUUAUCGUUGAUUACAGGUAUAAAUUAAAUAACUUUAUGUAUCCCACCUACAAUAAUGACCGCAUCUGUUCCCAUCAGCUAUUUUUUUUUAAGAUUCAAAAAACUAGUUGUUACAAUCAUAGAAAUAUACUUAAUAGUAUAUCGUUAGAUUCCACAAUUUUAAGUUAUAUUACUCGUAAAAUAAUUAAUAAGUAUCUAAUAUUAAAAUCUAGAUACGUAACAUUUUCUAUAGGCAAUGAAAUAUCUAUUGCUUAUAUUCAAAAUUUCAAGUUGAAAUUACAUUACGGAUUAUGGUCAUAGACGGUCGAGCCGAUGAAGGCAGAAACAGUACCGUUCUUUAGUAAGAUUUGGUAGAGUACAUAUAAGUAUACCCAUGACGAUGGACAUGGAUAUUAUAUUAUGUCUAUGCGUACCUAUACCUGCGUAUCACACAUUAUACAAUACCUAAGUAUAAGCAUCAACCGAGCAAUUAAGGAGUCGUAGUACGCCGUAUACAUAGAGUGGGGUUAGAGGGGCUAAGAUCCCCCCAAAUUAUUCAAAGAGAUGAUAUUAGUGUUGAAUGGAAUAUAGUCACUUAGGUCGCAGACAUACUUAAUAGCGGUGAACGGAAAGCGACGAGUGUUAAAUUUUCUGAUAAAGCCGAACAUAUAAUUUUGCAUAGAAGUGACCAUACUUCAGUUGUGAAGAGUGAGUGAUUAGCGUUACCGCUCAGCGACUCAACGGAAAACUCUCAUCAGCAUUUUUGAUUAUCACGGUCCAGUUCAAUGAUAACCAAAACGUAUAUUUUGUACAAUAUAAUACCUAAUUAUGUUUUGAACAGUUGUCUAAUUUUAUAUUUUAUAUUCAAAUUUAAAAAUAAAAAAAAAUGGAUAGAGAUUAUGAAAUGCUCAUUUUAAAAAUACAUAAAAGGCCCGUGAUCUGGAAAGAAACUGUAAUUCAAGAACAAAUAAUAAAUAGGUAUACGGACUGAUGGACAGAAUAAAUUUGUUUUUUAUUAAAGGGUAAGUAAUCCUUAUCCUUGUUGUUUUAUUUAUUUACCUCGCAGUAAUAAAUAGCCUAGCGAUACUGGUAGGUAAUAGAAGUAUAUUUUUCUUUUCAAUCCGUUUGGAUAUUUUUAAAAGCAUAAAAUCAUACGUAUUUAUUAACAUUCGUAUAUGUUCAAAGAACUUUGCUGAAUGCUCUCUGAAGUCUGAGAUGUGUAUACCUGCAGACAGUGAAAUUUUCCAAAGCGUCUUCUUUGCUGGUUUAACACUGUAGGAUACCUAUGUACCUAUUUUCCUUUAUAUUUGUCGAGAAUUGCAAUUAUAAAUUAGAAUCUAAGAGAAAAAACUCAUCAAUCGCACCAAGAGACACCUUUAAAUUGUUUAAAUCUCACGAAAUUCGAAAAACACGAAAAUCGAUAACAAAUCGCUUUAUAUUGAACAAUAAUAUGGCCAUUUUGUCGUUUAACGAUGAGCGGUGAGAGAAAAUCGUUCGCCGCUUCACCGCUUUGAAGUAUGUCUACGGCCUUAGUCGUAUGGUAAUUCGAGUUUAAUGUAUUAUGUAUUUCUGUGGUUCGAGUAAGCAAUAACAACAGUUUUAAUGAGGGGAACAUAUCCAAUUAGCGAUUAUCAUAUAAUAAGUACUCCACUGACACCCGUGUAAUUGCGGAGUGGUACGAGUGCAGUUCCCAUAUGCCUGUGCUGGACGUAAGAUUUGGUUUUGAUUAAAAUUGUGUUAUGUUAAAUCAGAAUAUUAAUACUUUACGUCAUCCUGGACGUAAUUGCGCAUAAGUCAAUGUCAAAAUCGCCUGCAUUAUUAAAUACACACAGUGGCGCGCCGAACAUUUUUACAGAGUUAUAAUUCUGUAUUAGAGCAAUUCCACUUUCUGUGGUAUCAUUGACUACUUUCAAUUCCAUGAUUCUUCUUCUUAGUUUAUUAUAUUCUUCGUCGUUUUCCCAUGUACUUGGAUGAUAUUUAAAACAAUUGUGAGACAAAUUGCUUUAAAAAGUUGUUUAGAAUUUUUUGUAACAAAGUUUGAUAAAUGUAUGUUUGGUAUUUUUUUUUUCCUGUUUUCUUCCUUUUCUUUUCUAAUUUCUCUACGUUUUUUCGUUAAAAUUAAUUUUUUAUCAAAUGAAACUAUACAACCUCGUCUACCUUUCUCUCUCUGAGCAAUUAAAAAUUGUCUUCUGGAAUUGUCAAACGAACUAAAGCAUCAGCAUGAGCAAUAUCAAAAAUGACAUCCAAUGAUUCUUUAAACUCGUAUUAGUAAAGUCUUUUUUUUUUUUGGUUAUCAGUCUGUCGUUUUGCCUUUUUUUCUAAUGACUGCCAAGAACUAUGAAUGUUUUUUAUUUUAGUUAUAAUAUGAUAAUCUAUCUAAUUUUGUUGGUACUCUUGCCUUUUCCCAAAAAAUAAUAAUUUCUUUACAAAUAAAUGUUGCGCUAUCUUGUAUUGUUUUCUUUUAUAUGCACAUAUAGAAAUCUUCCCAAUACCCGUCAGUUUGAUGGCAAUUUACUACCCACUAAACUUUCUACUAUAUUCCCAAUUAAAUAUACACCACUGCGACUUUUUGUUGUAUUACUAACGUAAUGUGAACUGGCCAUAUUUUAUGGUAAGAAAAUAUUUGUAUUCUUAAUUAUAAAUCGUAAAUAAAAAUAAGUAACACUUACCAACAAAUCGUACAGUAUACUCGUGGGGUCUUAAAUUAAUGUUAAAAUAAAUGUAUAAUUAAUAAUAAAACAUCUUGAAAGUAGACUCGACAAUCACGUUUAACAUUCACGCACGACACACGUAUACUAGACGAUUAUUUCUAGUAACAUUGGCUGUGUUAUUAAAAUUUACACAAUAAGAUAUUAUUAUAAAUGGGUUUGUAAUGUUAUUUAUGUCACAAGAGUCAUAAUCAAAUCUUAUUUUAUCUAAUAUUUAUUUUAUCUUAUCUUAUUUAAUUAAAACUUUGGGCGACUAAUAUUGCCAGAUAACAAUAUAUUUUGGAAUGCUUAUUAGCUAUACUAAAAAGAAAAAAAAAUGUAUAGGUUUUCAUCGAAAUUAAUGUAGUUUAAAUUUUUGUAUAUCUAUAAUUGAUUGGCACCCUUGUGUAGUUACAAUGUACAUAUUACUUAUACAGUAUUUAAAUUAAAACUUCAUUAUACUUUACAUUGCUUUCAUUGUGUUUAUCUAAGUAACACGCAGUACCUAUAAGGUAUUAAAUUUCCGAGAAAUAAUUUCUUAUGUAUAUAGGUGCCAUACACGGAUACCUAAAUUGAUUUUACAAAUAUGAUUUAGGUACAAGUCUUAGGUCUAAGUAAACAGUAAUACUUAAGUUUAGGUGAUUAUUGUUUUAUUUAUAGGUACUUACAUAAAAAGCUUUCUUAAUUACCUAUUGUACAUUUUUCUUUUAAAUAAAAAUAGCUAUAAUAUUUUAAUAAAAAUGAUGUGAAUUUUAGGGAAGGCAAUGAUCCAGAAGACUAUAGCAAAAUCACGUACAAAAAGCUUUUAGAAGAAGUAUGCAGAUUUGCAAACGUAUUAAAAUCAAAAGGUGUAGUAAAAGGCGACAGGGUUGCUAUUUAUAUGCCAAUGAUUUUAGAAAUUGUUAUUACUAUGUUAGCAUGUGCAAGAAUUGGUGCAGUACACUCUAUUGUUGUAAGUAUCAAUCAUUGCUGAGAUUUGUUUUUGGUAGUAUAGGUACACUAAAAUUAUAAUUCACAGCGUAUUAUAGUUAAGAAUCUCAAUAAUUGUUCUAGAACUUAUCUAUAAGUAUUUUAUAUUUAAAAAUUGAGUUUGUUUAUUUUAUAAACAAAUUUUUAAAUGUAUUAUUUUAAUUAAUAAAAUAUUUCCUGUAAGUUAACAUUUCUUAUUCAUAUAAUAAAUGUUGUAUCCUCAAAAAUGAAUAUCUACAUUAUAUCUAUAUGGAUAUUAGUUUGCAGGAUUUUCAUCUGACUCGCUAGCAGAACGUAUGGCUGACUGUAAGUGUAAAGUUCUUGUGACAGCUGACAGUGUAUACAGAGGGGACAAAUUGUUAAAUAUAAAAAUUCUUUGUGAUAUUGGUAAUAUAUUAACAGACUAUAAUAUGCAAAUUAAUAACAAAGUAAAUAUGAAUGUAUACUUUGAAUUUCUAGCUAUGGACAAAGCUAAAAACUUUGGUCACGAAGUGUCAUCUUGUAUAGUAGUCAGACAUUUACCACGACUUUAUAGGUCUAUGAACACAACAAAUGGUACAAAUGGAUCUGACUCAAACACUAUAGAUCUUCACUCAGAUGUAUCUAUACACAUUUUUAAUUAUUUACUUUCAACAGAAGUAGGUAUAUGAAUUUUACAUUUUAUAGGUUCCUUGGACUGAUGGACGAGAUUAUUGGUGGCAUGAUGAGAUGGAUGAUGUAGAACCAUCUUGCUAUCCAGUCUGGGUGUCUGCUGAAGAUCCAUUGUUCAUGUUAUACACAAGGUACUGAUCAUUUUAAAAUGUUAAAAAUUUAUUUUAUAUUAAUUAACUUUUAAAAUAAUGGUAUUAACUGAUAAAAAAUUUUUUUUUGACACAUGAUUCAAAGCAUUGUGAGAAAGCUUAUCAACUUUACAAUAAUGUGUUUUUUUUUUCAUAAUUUAAUUUUAAAUUCCUAACCCAUUAAAAGAAAUAACUACAUUGAUUCAAUUUUAUUUAUAAGAACCAUAAUUUUAUUACAAAUUUGUUAAAUAUAUUACAAAAUUUCUGUGUUUUAAAUAAUUAUAUUUUCACUUAAUUAUGUAAAUACACAUUAUUAAAUAUUGAUUCAUUAUAAUAUUAGAUACCUGUCUACAGUAUACACGUAUAAAAGUAAUUUUAGCAGAUUUCUAAAAGAGCAAUUAACAUAAUACCAUAAUUAUUUAUUUAUAAUCUAAAUUCAGUUUAUAAAAUUUAAAAAAAUAUAUAUAAUUCUUAUUAAGGGUGUUGUAUGUCUUCUAAAUUUUUUCUAAUUAUGUGAAAUUUAAAAAUUAUUUUUACAAUUUUAUGAUCUCCUUAAUGAAAAACUUUUUCACUUAUAUACAGUCCAAUAUUAAUUUGAUGGUAAGAGAUAUGGCUGUUUUUUAUGGAUGAAUAUGAUAAUUUAGACCAAUAAGCGAUAGAAAAAUAGAUAUACUCCCCAAUGUUAAUUUUUAAAGUAUGUAUGGAUUUUUAAAUAAAUUGUCUAGAUUAUUUAGUACUUAAAUUAAAUAUUGAUUUAAAAUUUAGUGUGCUAAAUAAAUCUAAAUUAAAUGUGGUUAUCACGGAAUUUUCAAAAAUUACGUAAUAUCUUUAUUUUGGAGAUCAUCAAAACUGAAAUUGACUUUAGAAAUAACCUAGACAAUUCGUUAAUAAAUUUAAACAUACUAUACAAAUCUAAAUCAUAUUUAUUUAUUUAUUCAAAUAUACAUUCAAAAGUAUGUCCAAUUUCUCAUCGCUUAUUGGUCUAAAACAUAUUAAAAAUAGGUGCAUUUUGAUCAUUCUAAGAUAUUGUUAAUAGUGGUUCCACUGGGAAACCAAAAGGAGUACUUCAUACAACUGGUGGAUACUUGUUAUAUGCUGCUACUACAUUCAAGUAUGUUUUUGAUUAUCACCCAAAUGACAUAUAUUGGUGUACUGCAGAUAUUGGUUGGAUCACUGGACAUUCAUAUGUUGUUUAUGGACCUUUAGCUAAUGGAGCUACUUCAGUCAUAGUAAUUUUUUUAUUAUGUUAUUGUAUACAGUUUGAUUAAAAAGGUUGAUUUCUGUUGGGUAUCUAAUUAUUAUAUUUUAGAUAACAUAUAAUAUGUAUUAAUGAGUUACAAUAAACAUAAAACUCAAUUGAAUUUUUUUUUUAAAUUAUAUAAUUAGGUAGAUUAACAUACAUUUACAUAUAUAUCAAACAUUAAUAUUAUUAACUAAUUACUGUUUAUAAUUUUAGUUUGAAGGAACACCAUUCUAUCCAGACAAUGGAAGGUACUGGUCGGUAAUCGAAAAGUACAAAGUUACACAGUUUUAUACCGCACCAACUGCUAUUCGUGCUUUAAUGACAUUUGGAGAAGAACCUGUAAAAAUGUACUAAUUUGGUUUAAUAAUAAUGAUACCUUGAUUAUAAAUUUGUAUUUCAAUUUUUUUAGACAUAAUCUUGAUACAUUAAAAGUCUUGGGUUCAGUUGGUGAACCGAUUAACCCAGAAGCUUGGUUGUGGUAUUACAAAUAUAUUGGAAAAGAAAGGUGUUCUAUAGCAGAUACAUUUUGGCAAACAGAAACUGGAGGACAUGUCAUAACUCCGCUCCCUGGUUGUACACCAAUGAAACCAGGAUCGGCAGUAAGUGUAAAACUGUAUAAAACUAUGCUAUAAAAGCAAUUUGGUACUUACCUAAUAUAUUUUGUUAUCCUUCAUUUAUACUUUUAUAGUCGUUUCCAUUUUUUGGUGUCAAACCAAUCCUACUGGAUGAGAGUGGAAAAGAGAUUGAAGGAGUUGGUGAAGGAUAUUUAGUAUUUAACAAACCAUGGCCUGGUAUGAUGCGUACACUUUUUGGGAAUCAUGAACGAUAUGAAUCUGUUUAUUUUAGCAAAUUUCCAGGAUAUUAUUGUACAGGAGACGGUAAAUUCAAAUAGAUGAUUAAAACAUAAUAUAAAACGUUAAAAACUUGAUGUGUAUUACAAUAGGUGCGAGAAGAGAUGAAGACGGAUACUUGUGGGUAACAGGAAGAAUAGAUGAUAUGUUAAAUGUGUCUGGACAUUUAAUGAGUACUGCUGAGGUGGAAGCUGUCCUCACUGAGCAUCCUGAUGUAUCUGAAGCAGCAGUUGUAUCAAGACCACAUCCAGUCAAAGGAGAGUGUCUCUAUUGUUUUGUAACUACUAAUAGUGGUGUGCCUUUUACUUCAAAACUUUCAUCAGAAUUAAUUAAAAAAGGUAAAUUACAUCCCUGAUUUGAUUAAAACUAUUAUAACAAUUUUAAGUGAUCAGAAAUUUAAAACAUAAUCUAGUUAAAACAAUUACAGUACAUAUGAUUAAAUUCUAUCUAAAAAUUCAUUGUUGAUGCCAUAUGUAGAUGUAUAAAACUACAUUGUGUAGGCUAUGAGAGUACUGAGGCAGGGGCACUAACCUUUCUCUUUUUUUCAUUUAAAAACAUUCACAAAACUGUUUUGAAUGAAUUAUCUAUCUAAAAAUUGCAUAGUUUGUAAAUUCAUUAGAAUAAUUUUAAUAAUAUAUUAAUUGUUAUACAAUGAAUAAAGUUCCUAAAAUGUAAAACAAGCUGUAAAAACAAAUUUUUAAUUUAUCAAAUUGCAAAGGUUGUACUUUAGAUAAUUGGUUAUUAUUAUAAUAUUAUCAUAUAUUACUUUAUGAUAUUAUUUAAGACCACAAACAGUAGAUAUUUUAGGUUAUUUAGGACACAAGACUGGUAAGAAUAAAAAUAUGACAAAUGUGAUUUAUGAGCAGAGCCGUAUUUUAGGGGAGUACAACGAAGGGGCUGUUAAUUUUUGUAUGUAUUUAAGCUUAUAUUGAGAUUUAAGUUCCUAUAUUAGAGUUAGAUAAAAGAUCACUGAUCAGAAUAAAAUUAUGCAAAGGUGAUGUAUUAGUUUUUAAAUUUGCUGAAAAAUGAUAUAAAAUAUAUAAAAGAUGAUUUAGUUAAAAGCUUUUGAAUGAAUGCAUAUACUUUUAGAGUAAUGUUAAAUCUUUUAUUGAUAAAGCUCCAAAAAAUGACAGAGAUCUAUAUAAUAAUGAUACAAUCCAAAGAUUUGCAAUCAAUCUAUUCAUUUGUAAACAUUUCACUUAGAAUAUUUGUGGAGACAUCAUCAACUAAUUGUUCUUUGAAGAUCAUUUUUUACACUAAGAAGAUUUAAGCUAUAUUAAAUAUCGAAAGUGAUUUAAUGACCAGCAUCAAUUAUAAUAGUAUAAUUAAAUAAUUUACUGAGGUUCAAUUCAAAAAGAAAAUUAAAUUUGUUAUAAUUGCCAUUUUUUUUUAAAUAUACAAGGACGAUAAAUUUCUCAAUAGGACCCUGCUUAUGACAUUGUGUUUGAGAUUAAAAUGCUAAUAAGAGAAUUAACAACUAAUGAUAAUUUUGAGAGCAAGCUAUUAUAAAUUUAUGUAUGAAAUAUAUCUAAAUUAAUAUUAAUAAAAUAAUUAUGUUUUAGUGAGAGAUAAUAUUGGGCCAUUUGCAAUGCCAGAUGUUAUUCAACACGCACCAGGACUUCCGAAAACCCGUUCUGGAAAAAUAAUGAGGAGAGUUUUACGCAAGGUGGCAAUUAAUGACAAAGAUGUAGGAGAUAUCUCUACAUUAGCUGAUGAGCAUAUAGUCGAAGAGCUAUUCAAAAACAGACCUGAGAAAACAUAAACAGUUACCAAAAUUUUUAAUUGUUUGGUGCAAACAUGACUUACAUAUCAAAACUGUGAAUAUUUUUGUUUUAAGUCCAAAAUAGUAAAUAGGGUAAUACAUUUAGAUGCUCAUUAUGAGUUUAAUAUGAUAAAUACUGUGUACUUAAUUUAUUAGUAUGGCUCAUUAUAAUAAAUUGAACUUUAUCUUUUUGGCAAUGUAUUCACCAUUCACUAGUCCCUUAUAAGUAUGCCAACUGAUGUUGUUAAUUUUUAAGUUUAUUAUUGUUUAAACUAUAAUUAUAAGAACAACAUUAAGGUAAAAAUUUGCUUUUUAAUUAAAGUAUAUUAACAUAAUACAUAUUUACCUAAAUAAUUGUUAUUGUAGUGUUAGUAAGUGUUAUUGUUAUGAAUAUUCAUUUAAAUACUUUAAAUGCGAAAAUCAUUGUACCUUUACUAUAUUCUUAGUUCUUUACAAUAAUGAUUUUUACGUUAAACGUAAGAAUAAAAAACAACAACUAGAACACAAAAAGGAUAAAUACUUCAGAUAUUGUAAAACUGUGGUUCUCAACCGGUGUAUCACGUAGUACUAUGUGAAAUAGAUUCUUGAGGUGUAUUUUCAAUUUUAUAUUAUAAUACUAAAAAUAUAAUAUUGAGUUAUAAAAAAUUAAAUUUUACGUUAUUCUUAUAAAACAAUAUCAGUUUGCAGUCAUAAUUGUCGAGUGGUGUAUGUGUAAAUAUAAUAAUUUACAUAUGUUUGUAAUGAUUGUUUUGCUAUUUUUGAAGAAAUGCAUUAAUUCUUUAAGUGUGUUGUCAUUUACUUUGAUUUAAAUUGGCUGUCAUCAUGAAAAAAAGGUUGAGAACCACUGAUGUUAAAAAAUUAAACUAUAACAAAUUGUGAAUUAAAACUCAACAAAAAUUGUAUUUUUUUUAAUACCAAUUGUAAUGUUAUUUAAUAAGCUUACCAAAACAAAAUUUAUGUAUCUAUAAAUAUAUAUAUAUAUUUAAGGCCAACGCAUACAUAUCAUUAUAAUGGUUAUACUAUACAAGUUUUAAUUUUUUAAACAUUUUUGAUCUAGAAUAUCUAUUGUAAUAAUUUGUAACUAUUAUUGUUAUAUUAUAAUUAAAAUAAACAAAUUAAAUAAAAAAGAAUGAAUGGUGUUUAAUAAUAGUUAUACUUACCACCUUUUAAUUAUUCUUUACUUGUAACUAAAUUUCCAAAGUAAAAUGUUUUCGAGUUCAACCUUUUAUUAAAAUAAUUACUUUCAAUUUCUGCUAAGUUACCUUCACCAGCUAAAGUGA
Molecule: messenger RNA, 20780 nt
Organism: Cinara cedri
Lineage: Eukaryota; Metazoa; Arthropoda; Insecta; Hemiptera; Aphididae
Source: the annotation of a GenBank genome assembly